Messenger RNA from Doryrhamphus excisus (bluestripe pipefish), 6143 nucleotides. RefSeq names its product solute carrier family 25 member 22a (gene slc25a22a). Gene Ontology annotation, molecular function: L-aspartate transmembrane transporter activity; L-glutamate transmembrane transporter activity. The record is from RefSeq and is a predicted model, not a curated record. Gene Ontology annotation, biological process: malate-aspartate shuttle; L-glutamate transmembrane transport; aspartate transmembrane transport. Lineage: Eukaryota; Metazoa; Chordata; Actinopteri; Syngnathiformes; Syngnathidae.
UCCCUCCCUCCCUACCUCCAUCCCAGGCAACCUUCACUACCACCUCCUCUUCUUCCCUUGCCGCUACUCAGAUGCUAGUAAAACUGGUGCUUAGCAGCUCUCUGCAAGCCUAAAACACUCACAGUGGAGCUGCUUUGAUUUCACCUCAUCUACACUAACUGGACAGGAAGAGUGAGGGGGAUAACUGGAGCAGCUAUUUGUGGUGCACUCUGAUGACGACCACAGUCUCUGUAAUCAUUCACCGAUUGCCACUGAGUGAGGGACCGAUUCCACUGUGUCUGCCACAUGAGGACUGAGAGGCAGCCAAGGAGGCGUGACACGUAAGAUAGAUAUCCCCCAAUUUGAAGAAGACGGACCAGACUAAAUCAUCUCAAAGAACUACAUAAUCUCAUUCCGACUGCAAGGCACAUAUUAAUAAUCAACAAAAUAUAUAAAAAAGACUACUCCCACACCAUCCACAGUACACAAGACAUUGACAGCAGUGAGAAGCCAGGUCUUUACAUAAAUGGCUGACAAGCAAAUUAGUUUGCCUGCCAAAUUGAUCAAUGGGGGGAUCGCUGGCCUAAUUGGAGUCACUUGUGUGUUUCCCAUCGACCUGGCCAAGACUCGCUUGCAAAACCAGCAAAAUGGAUCUCGCCUUUACACCAGCAUGUCAGACUGCCUUAUUAAGACCAUCCGGUCAGAGGGAUAUUUUGGGAUGUAUAGAGGAGCGGCGGUGAACCUAACACUAGUCACACCAGAGAAAGCCAUCAAAUUGGCUGCCAAUGACUUCUUCAGGCAUCACCUCUCCAAGGAUGGAAAACUCACUUUGUUGAAAGAGAUGCUGGCUGGGUGCGGGGCGGGUACAUGCCAGGUUAUUGUCACCACUCCUAUGGAGAUGUUGAAAAUUCAGCUCCAGGAUGCUGGACGUAUUGCGGCUCAGAGGAAGCUGAUGCCAGAGACAGUGGCGGCAGGCACGGUGGAGACCAAAUCGCCAACAGCCAUGCAGCUCACCAGACAAUUACUGAGCGAAAAGGGAAUUGCUGGAUUAUAUAAGGGCCUUGGCGCCACAUUGCUCAGGGAUGUUCCAUUCUCUAUCAUCUACUUCCCCCUUUUUGCUAACCUGAACAAUCUGGGAAAGCGAGGUGCAGAAGGACCUGCUCCGUUCUAUGUGUCCUUCAUAUCGGGCUGCUUAGCAGGCAGCACAGCAGCGGUCGCAGUCAACCCAGUUGACGUGAUAAAGACAAGACUUCAGUCUCUGACCCGGGGUAGCACCGAGGACACAUACAGUGGCGUGACCGACUGUAUCAGGAAAAUCAUGCGUAAUGAGGGUCCAUCCGCCUUCCUGAAGGGGGCCUACUGUCGAGCCUUGGUCAUCGCACCUCUCUUUGGCAUCGCCCAGGUGGUCUACUUCCUGGGCGUGGGCGAGUUUCUCCUCAGCUUCCUGCCUAAAAAAGACAACUAAAGAAGCAUAUCUUUUGGAAAAGCCUUUCCCGCCCAGAUUGCAUCACACCAACACCUGCGUGAGGAAUCAUCUCAUCCAUACUGAACGUGACGUUUGUAUUUUUAAUAAUCAUGUGCUACAUUUUAUUUCUAAUUUGAUGUCUUGAAUGUCCGAAUCAUGCAGGGCGGAGCCUUUGUUCGCUGCCAAGCUGCCUGUGUCGGCGCAUGUCGAUCUUGAUAUGAAGCUGCAAAUUUCAGGUUAGGUUUGAAGGAGUAUGGCGUUAUAAUUCUAACAUGUGAUAUUUUAUAUUACGAUGAUUAUAUGUCCAAAUUUCAAGGUCAACAAAUGGCCCUUGGUUGCUGCAGUCUUAGAUGCUCCUUUUUAACCGAGGAUGUAAAAAAAACAGCGUUCCCCUCUGAAUCAAAUAGACUAGCGAUGCAUUAAAAAUAAAAUAGUGAAAAUAUAUCAAUUAAAAGCACAUUAAUGUACUUAGAUAUUUGAUAGAUUCUUAUAAUGAUGCUAUAUUGUCAAAACUCCUUGCGUUAUACACUGCUCAAAAUGUAAAGGGAACAAUUUGAUGACUUCAUAAUAGUAUGUAUGGCCUCCAUGUGCCUGUAUGAGCUCCUUACAAAUACACAGUAUGGUCAAUUUAUAGAGUAUUUAUUGUUGCACACAGGACCAGAUACUGUCUGUAGCUGUCCUGUUGACCUCCUUCAAUACCCCUCCAGCUACUAUAAUGUACUGGCCUGUCUCUUGAUAUCUUUUCCACACUCUUGAAACCGUGCUGGAAGACACAUCCCAACCUUCUGGCCAUGGUGCGUGUAGAGUAGCUUCACUAUCUUGGCAACUUCUAUAUGUGUUGCCUUUAUGUUUUGAGCAGUGUACUUAGAAGUAGAGCAAUAUAUAUAUAUAUAUAUAUAUAUAUAUAUAUAUAUAUAUAUAUAUAUAUAUAUAUAUAUCAGAGCAAAUCCAGGGAAAGUGUUAACGUGAUACCAGCACACCUGCUUUGACCAAUGUGAGAAGCCACACCCCUUCGCUAUAAGAUCACUUUCAUUGCCUCAGUUUUUUUUUUCAGCUUCCACAGUGACUUUAUUGUUCAGCUUCUCUGAAAGAUACUGCUGUUCUCGACACACUAUGAAACACUGAUUUAACAAUCAGGCAUAUAGCCAGUCCCUAAUCGGUGAUGAAGGAUGUUUUUUCUAUGAUGCACAGUCACUGAGUAUAUCAGAUGAUAACAUGUUGGUCCGCAGAGCAAUGAAAUGUCAUUUUGUGCUCUAGACAUUUUAACAUUUUAUUACAUUUUCUCAAGGGACAAUACUACAGCAAUGAAACUUAUAAUAUAACCUAAGAGUACUUUGUGUACAGCUUGGAAAACAUUGUAUAUUUACUGUCAACACACACAAUAUUCACAGUGAAUACGUCCAAAUUGUGUCAAUAUUCAGUGCUAUUUAGCACCGCUGUCAUCCUCUUGGGUAUGCAAUCCUUUUCCACUCCUCCAUGAUGAUAUCACAGAGCUGGUGGAUAUUAGACACUUUGUACUCCUCCACCUUCCUUCCACUCGAGGAUGCACCGCAGAUGUUCAAUUAGAUUCAGGGGUUGAGACAUGCUUAGGCACCUUCACGUCCCUCAGCAAAGCAUUUGGACGUGUGUUUGGACUUGUUAUCAUGUUUAUCCACUUUCCCAAAAGAGGGAGAUGUAGCUUUCCAUCAGAAUGACAUCGUACAUGUUGGAAUUCAUGUUUCGUUCCCUGAUACCGCAGCUAAUCUAGAUCAGUGUUUCUCAACCUUUUUUGAGCCAAGGCACGUUUUUUUUACGUUGGAAAAAUUUUUGCGGCACACCAAUAACCAACAUUAUUUGAUUCUUUUAGUUUUUUCCUGAUUACGGACUCGCCACAGCAGAUCCUUUUGAUCCGCAUACUAAUUUAACCAACAAUGUUACAACAUGUCACCACUACCUCUCACGUGCAUCACUAAGUCUAAUUAGAGGAACGAGGCAAUCAGCUACGUGUUGCCACACGGACGAAUAUUACAUUGCUCUGCCAGUUUUUACACCAAUGACACGCAACAAUGACAUAAUAUUUGCAGAAAAUUAUUAAUACAUGUUAAUUAAAAAAAGUGACAUUGAAUAAUUCCUGCGUCACGGCGGUCGAGUGGUUAGCGCGCAGACCUCACAGCUAGGAGACUAGGGUUCAAUUCCACCCUCGGUGUGGAGUUUGCAUGUACUCCCCGUGCAUGCGUGGGUUUUCUCCAGGUACUCCGGUUUCCUCCCACAUUCCAAAAACAUGCUAGGUUAAUUGGCGACUCCAAAUUGUCCAUAGGUAUGAAUGUGAGUGUGAAUGGUUGUUUGUCUAUAUGUGCCCUGUGAUUGGCUGGCGACCAGUUCAGGGUGUACCCUGCCUUUUGCCCCAAAGACAGCUGGGGUAGGCUCCAGCAACUGCGACCCUCGUGAGGAAAAAGCGGUAGAAAAUGAAUGAAUGAAUGAAUGAAUAAUUCCUCACGGCACAGUUGUUGAAAAUCCCUGAUCUAGAUCAUGAUUAGCUGUGUGUUGUAAAUCUACGUAUAGAAACUAUAUAACGACUACUCUAAAGUACAUUCAUGUUUUAUUUCUACAGUCUUGUCCCUUGAGAUGCUAUGUAACAAAAAUGACUGCUGGAAUGUGAGUAUAUGUACUCAUAGACGUGAGAUAGUGUAGUUUUAAACCUCAGUGACAUGUAAGUAACUAUCAUAUCAAGUAAUUAUGUCAGUAAACUAUACAUAUGGUGGUUUUAGAUUAUUGUUUACAAUAUGGUUCAGUCCAUUUUAACGUAUCACGUAUCACAACUUGAAUUCACUGGCAGUGCCCAAAGAGCUAACGCCAAACAUUUAUCGGAAACUCCCAAAAUCAAAUCAUUUGUUUGUUUAGUUUCCGCACAAACAUAUAGAAUAUAUCAUGUAUGCAUCACACCUCCAAAGCCCUGCCAUUGGUUUAUUGAACCGGAAAUCAAGGUUUUGUCCAAUUACAUUCCACUUUAUAGCUCCCACUUGAUGCAACUUUUUAAUGUGUACUCAUUUAUGGGAGUGACAAGUGUUUAUUAAUGUUCCUUUCUAUGGGUGGUAUGGCACUGUAUAUUUUGUAUGUGUUGUUGAAGUGUCUAUACCUUGACGAUAUUGUACAUAUGCUGAUGGUAUGGAGUCUAUGCUUUAGAAUUUGUCGUUUGUUUUUGUACAUGAUGGCUUAUUUGCACACCUACCUCCCCCCGUCCUCUUUAUUCAUAGUGUGGUGAUUUUAUGUUAUGAUGUGGGGAUAGCAACAAGCAUCAUUGGAGCAAUGCUAAUAUGCUUGGAGGUGCCAUUUACCUCUUAGUUAGCGUUCAAGUCUGCAGUUCGGCCAAUGCUCUUAUUCUCGCUGUUGUCUCAAUGGAGCAAAUGAAGCAUCUUAACAAUGAUGGGGAUAGAAAUAUAAUAAGCUCCGAGCCAAUAAAAGUGAAAUGAAGUAUCCCACCCCCCCCAGACAAGGCCAAUGAGGACCUGCUGACUUGAUACUGUAGACGUAACGUAAGUUCAGUCUGUGUUGAAUGGUGCUCCUUCCAUUAGCUCGGCAUUAUGAUGGAGACUGUACAGACGCUGAAUCACAUGCAGUCUUACAGUGAAAAGCCAUAAGGUUGCCUGUAAUGCAUGUCUGACUGUAAUGUAAGCUCAUCGUCAUCAACCUCUCAACAUUCCAAAUAUCGUUUUCAUUUGCUAUUCCUGUGAUCUAUUUUUAAUGUUAUUGAUGAUUAUUGUCAUGAUUGUAUGAAAUUGUUCCUCUGCUUUAUUUGACGCUUUGACAAUGUUGUGCAAUUCCUUUACUAGCUUUACUCCGCUAUGAAUUUAGCUGACGUUGUGAAUUUGGAGUACGUGCGUGUGUCCAGACGAUGUAGUGGUGUAGCUGAUGUGUAGUUGUUCUCUUUGAUUGUCAGCUUUUUUUUUGUGCUUAUUUCUGUCUGUCUGUCUGUCACACUCUUGUGCCAUCCGUCUCUUUUUUUUUUUUUCCAAGGAAAGCACAUCGGAUGAUUAAGGCACAUGAGAUAACACACGGGGUCAGUCCGACUGUCCCCAGAGUGUGCAGACACAGAUUCCAAUGGGAAAUGUAUUUAAUAUAAAUCGUAGACGGUCUCUAUAACGUACAGAGACCCCAUGUGAUGGUGUGCACUAUAUGCAGUUAUCCACAAAAUGUAUAUUGCCUACAUAUUCUAAAUGAAUCAGAUAUAAGAAUGUAACUUAGAUAUUAUAAGAUAAUUUAUUUAUGAAUAUAAAGAUUUAUGCUUUACACCUAAAAAAACCACACAGACACACAAACCAGCUCACUGAUAUGCAAUAAGUAGAAAGCGCACACACAAGCAACAGAACCUGUCUGUCAGCAUAACAAUAAUGUUUAAACAAUGUGAUCGGAGACCUUCAGAGCCUUUUUUUGGAGCCCGAGCCCUCUUCACGACCUCUUGCCCAAUUCCUCUGAGAGGAAUUGUGCAUUAGACAGCACUUUAAAACAACAACCCCCCCCUCCCCCCAUCACACUCACCCUACAGGGUGUUUAGAAUUCUGUGCAGUGAAUGACAUACACACAUGUACAUCCUAUGCAUUGUUUACAAUGCCAUCGAAAAAAAGAAAAGAAAAAAAUAUAUAUAUUGUGUUCCAUGUCACAAUUUGCUGUUCAAUAAACUGACUGUCCCUAAAUCAGUAAGGGUCACGCUUCUUUUUAUUCU